AAUUUGUAACACAUAAUGACGAACCAUCGUCGUGUGCGCAAGGACUGCUAUGAGAGCAGAUUACAUGAUAUAGCCAAAACGUGUGCCAUGAAGGAGAAAAGCAAAAAUGCUGCACGCACGCGUCGUGAAAAGGAGAAUACGGAAUUUUGUGAAUUGGCCAAAUUAUUGCCGUUGCCGGCGGCGAUAACGUCGCAGCUGGACAAGGCGUCAGUCAUACGUCUGACCACAUCCUAUUUGAAAAUGCGUCAAGUUUUUCCCGAUGGACUCGGUGAAGCUUGGGGCUCCUCGCCUGCGAUGCAGCGUGGCGCAACCAUCAAGGAGCUGGGCUCGCAUCUGCUGCAGACGCUGGACGGCUUCAUCUUCGUGGUGGCACCUGAUGGCAAAAUCAUGUACAUCUCGGAAACGGCCUCGGUGCAUUUGGGUCUCAGUCAGGUCGAGCUGACGGGCAACUCCAUAUUUGAGUACAUACAUAGCUACGAUCAGGAUGAGAUGAAUGCCAUAUUGUCCUUGCACCCGCACAUGCAUCAGCAUCCACUCGCUCAGACGCACACGCCCAUUGGCAGCCCGAACGGCGUGCAGCAUCCGUCGGCCUAUGGCCACGAUCGUGGCUCGCACACGAUCGAGAUCGAGAAGACGUUCUUCCUGCGCAUGAAAUGUGUUUUGGCCAAGCGUAACGCGGGCCUCACAACCUCCGGCUUUAAGGUGAUACAUUGUUCCGGCUAUCUGAAGGCGCGCAUUUAUCCGGAUUGCGGCGAUGGCCAGGGCAGUCUGAUACAGAAUCUCGGCCUGGUUGCCGUCGGUCACUCGCUGCCUUCAUCCGCCAUCACGGAGAUCAAACUGCAUCAGAAUAUGUUCAUGUUCCGGGCCAAGCUUGAUAUGAAGCUCAUCUUUUUCGAUGCACGCGUAUCGCAGCUAACCGGCUACGAGCCACAGGACCUUAUCGAGAAGACGCUCUAUCAGUACAUUCAUGCCGCGGACAUCAUGGCCAUGCGCUGCUCCCAUCAAAUCCUGCUGUACAAAGGACAAGUUACCACCAAAUAUUAUCGCUUCCUGACCAAAGGCGGCGGCUGGGUGUGGGUGCAAUCGUAUGCCACACUGGUGCACAAUUCGCGCUCCUCCCGCGAGGUCUUCAUCGUGAGCGUCAACUACGUGCUCAGCGAAAGAGAGGUCAAAGACUUGGUGCUCAACGAGAUCCAGACGGGCGUCAUCAAGCGUGAGCCCAUCUCACCGGCUGCCCAGGCGGCGGCCGUGGCCGCUGCAGCAGCUAGCGUCUCGGCGGCGGCGGUCAAUGUCUGUGUUGCAGCACAGCAGCAACAGCCGCUGCCGCUGGCGCAAUCACAGUCGCAGUCGCAGGCCCAGCAGCAACAUCCGGCUUCGAGCACACCAACGUUGAGUGUGAGUCCCAAGCUGGAUCCGUACUUUGAGCCAGAGUUGCCGCUCGCGGUGCUGCCGCAGCCGCCCAAUGCCGUCACGCCCGUCAAUGCCAACGCUAACAACAGCAGCAGCAACAACAACAACAACAACGCCAAUAACAAUAGCAACAGCAACGGCGUGUGGCAUCAGCAACACGCCCAGCUGCACCAGCAGCCGGGCAGCAUGGAUCACGACAGCCUUAGCUACACUCAGCUCUAUCCGCCACUCAAUGAUCUGGUGGUUAGCUCGAGCAGUAGUGCGGGCGGCGGCACUGCGUCUAGCGCCGCCGGCAGCGGCUCCAGUGCAUCGGCCUCGUCGUCCGGCGUCUACUCAACGGAAAUGCAGUACCCGGACACGACAACGGGCAGCCUCUACUACAACAACAACAAUCAUUAUUACUAUGACUAUGAUGCGACCGUGGACGUGGCCACGUCCAUGAUGCGUCCUUUCUCGGCCAACUCGAACAGCUGCUCGAGCAGCUCGGAAAGCGAUCGCCAGCUGUCCACGGGCAAUGCGUCCAUUGUGAACGGCACCUCACCCUCACAGACCACGUACAGCGAUCUGAGUCACAAUUUCGAGCUGAGCUACUUCUCCGACAACAGUUCGCAGCAGCAGCAACAGCAACAACAUUUGAUGGAGCAACAACAUUUGCAGCAGCGAUUGCAUGUGCAACAGCAGCAACAUCCGCAGCAGCAACUGACCCAACAGCAACUCACACAGCAGCAACACGCACAACAGCAAUACCAGCCGCAGCAGCAACAAUAUGGCUUGCAUCAGCAGCAACAACAGCAGCAGCAGCAGCAACAGCAUCGAGUGGUUAGCGACUUUGCUGAAAGCUUUAAGAGCGUCAAUGCUGCAGCAGCAACAAUUGCUGCCACGCCCCAUUACACGAGCGUGAUCGUUGAGCCGCAGCACUAUAUACCGAACGAUUUUGUGCAUUAGCCUCAGCUGUCGUCGGCCGUUGUUGUUCGUUUUGGAAGAGUCAAAUAUUGUUGCAAUGUUAUCGAUAUAUCGAACGCUUCGAUAUAUCGUUUAUUUUUAAUGCAUCUCUGCGUUUUUGUUCAGCUCUAAGCUUUUGCCAUUCGUGGCUGAGCCACGCGGCAAAAGCCUUUUUCUCUCUAUCUCUUCAGCAUUAUUUCAACUGCAAGCAUCUAUUUAUUAAAUAUUAUUAAUCUUCGACACAUUUGUUUGAAACUAAAAAUAAAAAACCAUUGUUAACAAA
This is a messenger RNA of Drosophila mojavensis, 2635 nucleotides long. It is a transcript of the gene sim, whose product is annotated as protein single-minded. NCBI's taxonomy places the organism in Eukaryota, Metazoa, Arthropoda, Insecta, Diptera, Drosophilidae. Bases 16 to 2355 code for a protein of 779 amino acids. Gene Ontology annotation, cellular component: transcription regulator complex; nucleus; cytoplasm. The record is from RefSeq and is a predicted model, not a curated record. Gene Ontology annotation, molecular function: protein dimerization activity; DNA-binding transcription factor activity, RNA polymerase II-specific; RNA polymerase II transcription regulatory region sequence-specific DNA binding. The transcript has 8 exons. Gene Ontology annotation, biological process: regulation of transcription by RNA polymerase II.